CAUGCGGAAUACGUACAAGGCACAUUUCAGCCAUUAACCGUGAUUAUGAGCGACAAACGGAUAAGUGAGGAAAAAGAAUUUCUUGAAGCUUUAUGUCAACGUAAAGGAGAUACUAUCUUUCAAAGUACCCCUAUCAAGAGGCGUCGAGGUGGGGACCAUUGCGCUGCGGCUGGAAUAAAUGACAACGGUGAGUGUAUCAAAUGGUAAGCGUAAUUGCAAAACGCCACUACCGUAAAGAGCAUGUAGACACCCUUCGCUCGGAGACGAGGACAACACGCAAGAUAUUCCCCAACCGUUAAUGCCAGCAGAUGAGCUUACUAUUUAUGAUUGCAGAAUCCCCGGCCCAGCAAACGCCCUACUUAAAAAGCUGCCACCGCGGUCCGCAGUCCAGUAGUCGAUGAAUGAAAAGUGUUAAAAUGAACUGCCAUCGCGGUCCGCAGUCCCAUAGUCGAUGAAUGGAAAUUGUUAAAGGGAAAGCAUUAAAAUGAACUGUACUUUAGUAUUUGAAUAUUAUAGUAUUUGAGUAUUGGGGUAUUUUAGUAUUUGAGUAAUUUAUUAAUUUAGUAUUUUAGUUAUUAGGGUAUUUAGUUUAACAUGGCCAUAAGGGAGAAUACAGUUUUUCUACUGUAAUUAUGCACCCUAUAAAUAAGGUGUUCUAAAGUGUUCUAACUGCCACCGCGGUCCGCAGUCCCGUAGUCGAUGAAUGAAAACUGUUGAAAGGGCAAGCAAAAAUGAACUGCCACCGCGGUCCGCAGUCCCGUGGUCGAUGACUGGAUAUUUGAUAACUCCGAAGAGUAAAAUGGUUGUGACCGGGGUCCGAAGUCACGUAGUAGUUAAAUAAUAAUUGAAAAUAACGGCCAGUUUUUUAAGUGGCGUUUUUAGGAUUUGUGGAUUAAAGAAGGAGGUGUAUGACACGUUGAGUGUCCUUAACUGAACCACAAAAUGAAAGCUAAAAUUUUACGAGAAUGCCUAGGCCUAAUCACUGAAGCGAGCGCUUAGGCUUAAUGAGUAGACGAGUGCUUUCUUCUUCAGACGAUCUCAUGAAAAGUGUAGUUAACCGAACCGCGAAAUGAAAGCUUAGCAGUGAUUGCAGAAUACCCCGUUUAGGAACAGAAUUGUUUAUAUGUAUCAUUUUCUGUCCCAUGCCACUGCGUCGUAAGAAUUUUAGCUUUCAUUCUGUGGUUCAGUUAACGACACUUUCCACGAGUUCGUGUGAAGAAGAAAGCACUCGUUUACUGAUUAAGCCUAAGCGCUCGCUUCAGUGAUUAGGCUUAAGCAUUCUCGUAAAAUUUUAGCUUUCAUUUUGUGGUUCAGUUAAGGACACUCAACAUGUCAUACACCUCUAUUAUUAAAAGAACGAGGGGCAUCUGUUACCUUCUUAAUUAAUUGUAAACUGCGUGACAGCAAUAAAUUAGUCUUGAAAAGCCCCGAGGGGAGAGACUAAUAAUUUCACUUCACUUCACUUCAAGACUGCGAGAAUGCGGUAGCAGUUUUUUAAGUAAGACAUUUGGUGUACCGGGUAUUUUGCAAUCUAGCCCUAUUUAGUUCAGGCAACCCGCGGACUGGAACGUUAAUGCCAGCUUGUAUUCCGACAAUCAAGAAGAAAACCGUGGUGCAUGCAUGUUUUUAAUUUUGAAUGGACUUUAUGGACUAACCAGUCAUGAUGAUGAUGCACCAACAAAUUCCCCGCCCUCUUAAAAACCUUCUAUAAUUCAACUUAAGAUGGCUCUUUUAAGGAUAAACGAUAAACGUCGUUCUCAGGAAGAGAAGAUUGAAAUAUUGCUCCAGGCAGCUACAGGUAAUUACUGCGCGCUCCUGGGGAAAGUCAUAAUCAUCGCGCCACGUGAACAAAAGUUAACGGACAUAACCUGCGAUCUGGGGCCGGUUGCUCGAAGCCUGGUUAGCGCUAACCGUUGGUUAAGAGGUAUCAAAAUGUAUAGGUUUCCAUGCUAUUUAGCGCUGGUUAGCACUAACCAUGCUUCGAGCAACCCGGGCCAGGCGUACUUUUCUUUAGAGAGGGCGGAAAUGUACGCCUGAUACAAUUUUCUUGACGAGUCAUCUGCCUGCAGUCCAGUUCAGCUGAUCCAAUUAUGUCUGCCGAGAAGGAUUCGAAGAGGAGUGAUGUUUAGGCUCUGUUUACAGCUGCUGUUGCUUCGACUUCAGAUUUUUUUCAAAAAGUCUUUUAAAGGAACGGCAGAGAGAAUGCAUCCAAAGAAUGGUUUGUCUAAAAGAAGACAUUAUAGUUGUAACUUCCAUCGGAAUUUGGCAAUACCCGAACAUUAUAGAAAAAAUGUAUCGUACCACUUCCAUCGACUCGGAAACGUUUGUGAUAUGGUGAGUCCUUUGGAAUGUAUUCGGAAGGAUUCGGAAGCAACAAGUUGUGAAUCAAAUCAUAAAAUGCGCCAGAAACUUGUGUCAAGUUUUGUGCCUAUGCAUGUUGUGAUAUUUUCAUGUGUAAUAUAUUUCAUUUUCAUUGAAGACUUUUGCUGUUGUGUUAGGAGUUGAUGUCCCAAUAUUAUCAUUAUACCUAAUGCAAAUUUGUAAGCGCAUCUGUUUUCUAAGUGCAAAUUUCCCUCUUAUAAUAAGCACCUACAGUAAAAGAAGGCCUUUGAAAAAUGCAAGUGUUGUAAUCAUGACAGCUGAAGUAAAAGCAAGGAACUAGAGUAUUUGUAGAUCAACACUGACUAUUAUCUUUGUAAUGGAAACUGUCUCAGUGGUCACCAAGUUGUAAAAUUUAGUUGUCUUAACUUUUUCCCUACUUGUGUGCAUUUUUUGCAAUCCCUUAGAUCAAGUUAAACUUCCUUCCUGUGGGGGCACACCCAUGAAGAGAUUGAUGCUUUUUUUUGGGGUAUAUUCGAAGCACCUGGAUCUAAAUGAUGUUUACACAAUGGAUGGUAGGUGUACAUAUCUCUUGUAAUACAGUAACCUUCAUUUUUCCAAGUUUGGCAAAACAGGUUCUUAUAUUUGGGGAAAGUUAUUGGCAAAAUUUAGGCUAAAGUAGGUUCUUAAUUAGGUUCUUAAGUUUUUAGUAGGAACCAUUCAUGUACAAGCAGAAAAAGUAGGUUUGGUCCUUUAUGAUACAGCAUUUAUUUAUAACUGUCUUGUCAUGAGCCGUGUGCAAGACUGACUAAAUAAUUAUAAUUAUACACUAUAAACCGUACGCGUACUUCCCAUGAAGUAUUCCUAUUUCUCAAAAUCAGUUAUACUUCAUAGUGAAAAAUGCUUAUGAAAAUAUUCCAUAAGUCACGUAUAAGAACCUAAUAAAUUUUGCUUGGCUAAACAGGUUCUUAUAUUUUUGGGUAUAAAAUGGGAAAUUUCUGCCAGCAGGUUCUUAAACCGCUAGGUUCUUACACGCAUGUUUGAACUAAACAAAGGGGUGCCUGGAUUGAAGCAUCAAGUAAUUUCAGAUAAACUGCUGGAUUCAUCUUUCAGUUACCUUUGUGUAUGCUCGUAAAUAAAGGGAUAAUUUCAUAUGAGAUCAUAAGUCACUUGGGACAUAAUACCAAUAACCCAUUCACAUGAAAUAAGAGAUAGAUUGUUGCAAUUAUAAUUAUUUAUUAAUAUUAAUACUAUUUACUGAGAUAACAUUUGCAAUUUUCUUUUCUUCUCUCCCAUAGAAAUGCAAGAGGCAAUGAAAAAUUGCAUACAGAAUGUCAAAGUCCUUCCUUUUCUGUUGGAUGCUGUGUACAACAUAAAAGAGUGGCUGGCACCUCAUGCAGAGCAACUGCAUGACCAUACUCAGCCAAAGUGCUUCAAAUUUGUCAGAAAUGCUGCUGGGAAGUGCCAAAUGUUUUAUCGAAACUACUCGCACAUGCCAUGGGAAGGUCCUGUGAUUAUUUUGAAGGUGCAGUUACAACCUUUUAUCAUUUGUCUGCAUCUUACAGAUCAUAAUACUAAAGUGAUCUUUUAAUUAAUGCAUUGCACUGUUAAUUGUUCAUCGUAAAACCUUUGUUCUUACACUAGAGUCAUCCAGGUGGCAAACCAAGUCUUGUGAGACCUGUGUUAGACAGAAUUGAUGUUGAAGGUUUGAAGCGUGACCUUAACAAGUUCAGAGAUCACUACCCUGAACAGGCGUUCUCAUUUUGGAGUGAGUGGGUGAAUAACGUAGACAAUUUGGCUGCUGUGCCAGAGGCAUGGGAGUGGCCUUUGAAUGCUAUUCUGAUCGCAGAGAAAAUAAAGCCAUAUACGGUUGAUCAAUCUGUCCCUGAACACCUGCAAGCUCUACAGGACAAGGAAUGUCGGCCAACAAAACAGGCAAGUUGA
Porites lobata is the source of this 4263-nucleotide messenger RNA. NCBI's taxonomy places the organism in Eukaryota, Metazoa, Cnidaria, Anthozoa, Scleractinia, Poritidae. The record is from the annotation of a GenBank genome assembly.